Messenger RNA from Petromyzon marinus (sea lamprey), 6114 nucleotides. Lineage: Eukaryota; Metazoa; Chordata; Hyperoartia; Petromyzontiformes; Petromyzontidae. The record is from RefSeq and is a predicted model, not a curated record.
UCCCUUCGUCUCUCCGUGUCUCCGCAGGUUGGGUCUCGCCACUGAUAGAGUUCGUCUCCAACCGAUGCCAUGGGAGCGGUGGCCAUGGUAACCGUCUCCGCACUCCUCAUCUCCAUGACGACCACCUUCAUCACGGCCGCAGAGCCGCCCAUCCCAGCCGUCUCCGUCCCGUCACCGGUCCGAGUCUCCGUCAUCCGCGGCUCCCGCGUCCGCCUCUCCUGCAAGUCGCCGCUGGCGGAUGUGCGGCUCACGUGGAGACACAGCGCGGACGGCCAAUGGCAAUCCGGGGAGCUGUGGGGCGACCCCUUGCCCCCUGGCGCCCGGGUCACGGAGGUCACGGCGAGGUCGGGGGUCACGGUCUCGAAGCUCGUCAUCGCCUCGCUGGACGAGAGCCUCGCGGGAUUCUACCGCUGCCUCCUGCGAACGAGCGGAGGGGCCGCGAUCAGCGGACCGGCCCACGUCUCCGUCAUCCACACGAACUCCUCCGCCUCCCGCGUCUCCCCCAUCCGCGUCUCCGUGGCAACCGGCUCCUCGCUGGUCCUCGGCUGCCUGCACCCCGGCAACAGCAACGACAACAACAACAACGACAACAACAACAACGACAACAACGACGACAACGACGGCGAGGAUUCCGACCCGCCCCCGCGUUCCGUCUCCGCGUGGAGCCGUCCCGGCGUCGCCGCCGUGCCGGCUACGCCGUCACCAGCGACGCUGGCGGCGCCGCGUGGCAGGAUGAGGAUGAGCGACGUGCGGAGGAGCGACGGCGGCCGCUACGCCUGCCGCUCGCCCGGCGCACCGCCGGCGGACGAGGUGGCCUACCUCGUCAGCGUGACGGACCCCCCCCUCUCCGCGUCCCCUCUGCAGGAGUUGUCAACGGCUCCGGGCGCAGUGGCCGUGGUGAGCUGCGGCGGGGGCGGGGGCGGAGGUCGCGACCUCUCCCCUCCCCGCUGGCUCCGCGACGGGCGACCCCUGACCCCCGACCCGCGGCUGGACGAGGGCCGCGGCCUGCUGACGAUCGCCGGCGUGCGGGAAGGGGACGCCGGAGUUUACCAGUGCCUGGUGGAGCGGGCGGGCCUGGAGGGCGGCAGCGUGACCCGGGUCACAGUGCUCACCGGCUCGCCGUCGCGACACCUCUCCUCGUCGCCACCCUCCUCCUCCGGCGCCAGCAGAGGUCGCGAGCCCUCCGUCGCCACAUCAUCAUCAACAUCGUCAUCAUCAUCGGCGUCGACGCCUCCUCCGCCUCCCACCGCCUCCCCGGCGACGGCCAAUCAGAGCGCGGCGGGGGCGGCCCCGAGGGCCCAGGCCGCGGCGCCCGAGGCCCCCAUCAUCCUGAGUCCGACGCGGACUCACCGGCCGGACUCGUACCUUCUGCAGUGGAUGCCGGGCUCCUCCUCCUCCUCCUCAUCGUCGUCGUCGUCAUCCGAGUCCGGUGGUGGUGCCGCCGCCGCCGCCGGCUCCUCCUCCUCCUCCUCCUCCGUGCUCGACUUCCUGAUUCGCUACCGGGAGCUCUCCGAGGACGGCUCCGUGGGCGGUCGCUGGCUCACCGUUCGCGUGCCACCAGACCAGCGGGAGUUUUCGCUGUCGCAGCUGCGGGCCUCGAGCCUCUACGAGGUCGAGGUCCUCGCCCGCAGCCUGCGCGCCGACGGACAGGCCGCCAUGUUCACCUUCCGCACGGGGAAAGAGCGGUCGUCCAAGUUCCCGGCGAUGGGCGCCCACGUGGUGGGGGCUGGCCAGGCGAAGAACGACUCCCAGCACGGAGCGGCACGCACCUCGCCAGAGGACGGCGGGCACACGGUCCCGGAGGCCCCGGACCGGCCCACGGUGGCGAUGGCGUCCGACUCGUCGGCCUACGUAACGUGGAUCCCGCGCGCCAACGGCGGCUCCCCCAUCACCGCGUUCCACGUGGAGUUCCGGCGGCUGGGGGGUGGGGGGGCGGCACCCCCCCAACACUCGGGCGGGGGGGGGCCGGCGCCCGGCGGUGGGGUGGGGGCCGCCCCCCCCCACCACCACGCGGCGGGGGAGUGGACGGUGGCCGCCAAGGGGAUCCCCCCCUCCAAGCUCUCCGUGGAGGUCAAGGGGCUACAGCCCGGGGCCACGUACCGGUUCCGCGUGGCGGCGAGCAACGCGUGUGGGGAAAGUGCACGCAGCGCAGCGUCGCGAGCAUACGGCGUGGGCGGUGCGUCGGAUCGGCCGUCCCCACGGCCCGUCGCUGGGCCCUACAUCACCUACACCGACGCGCUGAGCUCCUCCAAGAUCCUGCUCAAGUGGACGUACACGCCGGAAGCGAACAACAACACUCCGAUCCGGGGCUUCUACAUCUUCUACCGACCCACGGACAGCGACAACGACAGCGACUACGCUGAGAACGUGGCUGACAGUGAGAUGCGCCACCACACGAUCCACUCGCUGCUGCCAGAGACGUCGUACGACAUCAAGAUGAGGGUGUUCAAUGACGGCGGCCAGAGCGAGUUCAGCAACGUCAUGAUCUGCGAGACCAAGGCCGCCCGCAAGCCCCACAGGGCCCACUCCCCGCGGCCCCCCACCCACCACGACCACCAUCACCACGACAACCGUCACCGCGACGACGACGACGACGACGACGACGACGAUGACGACCGCGGCGAGCGACCGUCUGCCAAACCCUCGCGGUCUCCCGAUAAAGACGGCGGCGGCGGCGGCGGCGGCGGCGGCGGCGGCGGCGGCGGUGAACGGAGUGGAGGCUCCGGAGGGGGCGCCCUGCUCUAUCUGCUGCUGGGACUCCUCCUGGGCCUCAUGGUGCUCACCGUGCUCGGCUUCAUCGCGCUCAGAGGGUGGAAGGCUCGCAGCGGCGCGCGGGCGCACGGCAACGGCGUUGGGGCCGCCGGCUGCGUGGACGAGACUCAGCUGACCGAGCUCAGUGGCUACAAGUGCCGGCACGUCUACGACAGCGCGCCCUGCAACGGCCUCUACCCACACGGCUACGGCGUCGACCCGCACGCGGACAUCGGCUUCACUGAAUUACCCCAGGAGGAGUGCCGGAGUGAUGGCCGGCCCACAGGAAGGGCUCCGCGCAGCCUAGCCAACGGGGUUGGAGGUCAAGGGUCGCAUGAGACUUCACCUCUCAACUCUCGAAGAGCAAACGACGAGGAGGAGGAGGUGAUCCCCACGACGGAGGAGCAGAGGGCCCCAUCGCAGAGCUCUGCAGACCCAACCAUCGACUCGUUAGGGGACACAGACACAGAGCCAGGCGACGGCCUCCCGACCGCGGACAGCGACGGCGAGAGGAGGGGCGGUGUGUCCUGCGACUCGGGCCUAGCGACGCAGGCCUCAUCCUCCCCCUCGCCUGGGCACAGGCCCCCGCUGCUACAGGAGGAGGCCGAACAGCAGCAGCAGCAACAUCAACAACAACAGCAGCAUCAGCAGCACCAGCAACAGUAAUCCCGCGAAAGCCCCAGGUGUCUCUCUCGUACAGAAACCUCCCGCGGGCCAUCUUUGUACCCACUGGCGGACAUUUUUUGUGCCGCGGGAACCUGUUUCUUUAGCACCGCUGUUGGCCACUUUUCUUUUUUACAUUAUAGUAAAAACGGCGGCCGUAUUAGCGCUGUUUCGCGGCCACAAUAGGUUUGUUGUCUUCCGAUAUCUGAAGGCCGAUGAUGUAUUCGCGGUCGCGCUCAUUCCAGCAGGAUUGCUUCAAACGUUGCCUUCACCUUGUGGCCACGUUUUCCCGGUUUUGUGCCGGCGAUGGCCCAUUUUUUUUAAUUCCGGUUUUUGAGUGGCAGAAUUUUAGCAAACCUAACGGCCAUUUUGGUACCGCUGGCGGCCAUUAGCACCGAUGCCGGCCAUUUUGUUUAUUGCCCGUGGUCAUUUAAUACCGCUGGCAGUAAUUUAAGGCCGUUUCUCCUUAUCGGAUUGGAGUAGGAUUGUUGCCGCUUCUAAGGUACACAAAAAAAAAAAAACCCGGGGGCAUAUCAUGGGAAGAUGGAGAAGAGGAAUAUCUCACAAUAGCGGAAGAGGAGAAAACAGCACUACAUGUGAAUGCGCUGCCCACAGUGUUGGAUUAUUGUUCUUGUUAUGAAGCAACUGAGAGAAAAAAAAACACCGGGACUUUGAAUGUCCCAGGAAGACUGAAAGAUCUUCCCAGGACCUCAGCUGCCUGGCUCAACAAAACGACGCCCCUGGAAAGGCCAGGAUGGGUGGCAACCCACUCACUCGCUAACUCGAUUACUCACCCAUUCACUCAUCCACUCAUCCAGUCACUGAAUCACCCAACCGCUCACGCAUCCACUAAGUCACCUACUUCAUUCACCCGUUUGCUCAUUAUAACCCACUUACCCAGCCACCAACUCACCCAUACAUCCACCCACUCACUCAUCAACUUACCAAUUCACUCACUCACCCACCCACCCCCUGGAAGACUGACAGAUUUCCCCCAGGACAGCAGCUACUCCCUCACUCAACAAGAGGACAAUGAUCCAUUAGAACACCAAGACCAGGUGGAAACCCUUGUGCCGGAGGCCUUCUCUGUCACUGCCGCCUUCCUCCGCGAGGCAAACGGUUUCGCCUACAAAAGUGUGGCCAUCUUGGUUAAGGGAAAGUUCCGGAUUGCGAUGGGCGGGGCCGUCCUUUGCUUUAAAGGUCCUUCGCUUGAAAUGCAAAACCGCGCGUUCUCACCCGUUAAUGCUUCGUUUUUUUCCCACAACAUUUUUCAGACGAGAGGCCUUGAAGAAAGGCCUCGUGGAACACACGUUUCCUCCUCCUACCUGUGAUGGCUUAUAAGGGUGGCCAUAUUAGGCAACGAAAUGCCACCAGUUUACUCUACGUUUAGCCAUCUUCGGGUAAGGGAAUGGCAGUUGCAGAAGGCUGCCAUACCGUAGAAGUCUCAGUUAUUUGCAACCAUCGUGGUGGGUAAGCCAGUUACAUAGGGCAGCCAUACUGGGUAAGGGGGAAGUGUCAGCUUUUGUGACGGCCAUCUUGGGUAAGGCAGUUGCAAUUAGCAGCCAUCUUAGGUAAGGGAAAACGUCUCGACAUCUGCCCUGCCAACUUGGGUAAGAAGUAUUGAGCAAGCCAUCUUGGGUACGUGGGUGGGGGGGGGAGGCUCAGUAUCUGGAGGCCAUGUUUAGUUAGGGGGGAAAAAAGUCAGCAUCUGGUGGCCAUCUUGGGCAAGGAAUUUUUUAAUGAGCAUCUUGAUUACGGGAAUGUUCAUCCUCCAUUUGCCAUCUUGGGUGAAGGGGAAAAAAGUCAGCAUCUAGUGGCACUCUUGGGUAAGGACGUUUUUUUUAUGAGCAGCCGUCUUGGGUAAGAAAAAAGGCUCAAGAUCUGUGGCCAUCUUGGGCAAGGAAAUUUUUUUUUACGAGCAGCCAUCUUGGACAAGGAAAAAAAGGCUCAGUAUCUGGUGGCCAUCGUAGGUAAAGGAUAAAGGCUCAGCUUUUGUGGCCAUCUUUGGUAAGGGGAAAAGGCUAAAUCUGGUGGCCAUCUUGGGCAAGUACGAGUUUUUGCGAGCAGCCAACUUGGGUCAGAAAAGAGGCUCAACAUCUGGUGGCCAUCUUUGGUAAGGGAAAAAAAAAGCUCAGCAUCUGGUGACCAUCUUGAGUUAGGAAAAAAAUGCUCGGCAUCUGGUGGCCAUCUUGGGUAAGGAAGUUUUUUACAAGCAGCCAUCUUGGGUAUGGAAAAAAAGGCUCAGCAUCUGUGGCCAUCUUGGGUGAAAGGACAUUUUUUUUGCAUCUGGCGGCUAGCUUUUGGUAAAAGGGAUAAACUCAGGCUUUUCUUACGACGGGAGAGAGAGACGAGGCAUUUCGGUCCGGUAGACCGGUAGAGUCGCAGUACUUACAUAUCUAUAGACAAACUCGCUCGCCAUUCAUACCUAUAACCCUUGAACUUUGACCUAUCACUUAAAUUUAGGCCAAUUGUAAAUAUAAUUGUUCCGGUGUUCGUGUUUGUUUUUAAUCGUUUUCUAUUUGUACGCAAGCGGGUGCCUGGCACAUGUUAAAAUUUCUGCCGUGCGAGUGAGAGAGCUAUUUUAUACUCUGAAAUGAGAAACUGUACAAUGUAAUAAUAUUUUUUUCUACGUUUAAACCGGUUAAUUUUUCGUUUCUCGUACUAUUGUUGUAUUUACUUUAAAGCAACAAUAACAACAAC